Messenger RNA from Dendronephthya gigantea, 17286 nucleotides. RefSeq lists its product as uncharacterized. Bases 207 to 16979 code for a protein of 5590 amino acids. Lineage: Eukaryota; Metazoa; Cnidaria; Anthozoa; Malacalcyonacea; Nephtheidae. The record is from RefSeq and is a predicted model, not a curated record. Gene Ontology annotation, molecular function: protein binding. The transcript has 82 exons. Gene Ontology annotation, cellular component: membrane.
UAAUUAAGAAUACUUUUAUCUUAAUGAAGUGAAAAGUAUGUCAAUUUUCCCUCGGGACAAGGGUAGAUUUUGAGCGAAAAUUAAGCAGUUUUUGUUUUUCAGACAUCUUCAUGGAUAUUUUUGAUAUAAAAUAAAUAAGAUAAAGUUUCGUCAAUGGAACCGCAAAAUCCUGAAGGAGUUAUGGAACUUGGAAAGCAUUACAGAGAAUGGAGUCGUUGGAAAAGAAAAGUACGCCACAGAUGAAGGGCUGGUUCCAUUUGAUAUCUUCAACACACAAAAUGAAUAUACUGGAAAAAUAUAUCUUUGUUCCAAGGCAAUCAGAAGAAAGAAUCACAGCCAUACGACAUACUCCCGCGCUGUCUGCUGCACAGAUGGCGCGAAGUAUUAAAAGCCCUGUGUGCCGAAUUGCACUUCUUUUGUUAAUGUACUACGGUACAGUUAUUGAAACAAGAGAUAUCGUGUCUGAAAGAUGUGAGGAUCAACACGGUGCUAGCCUGAAUGAGAAUUUUGCUUUAAACAAAGUUGCCACACAAAGCAGCACUUCAAACAACGGCGUCGCUAGUCGCCUGGUCGAUGGAAAUCGUAAUCCAUAUUUCGGAAACAACAGCUGCUCAGAAACCAACACUCACAAUGACGUAUUUUGGAAAGUCGACCUGGGGACUGAGGUUUACGUCACUUCGGUAACCAUAACAACGCGUGCUGACGAUUAUUGGCUGGCGAAGAACAAUUUUUCCAUCCAGGUUUUGGACGCUUCUGGAACUCGUUUGUGUGCGUCCGGCUUGUUCGCACAUAACGGCGAGUCAACCACGUACGCUUGUGAGAACGUUGGAAAAAGUAGUGUGGUAAAAAUCAUUCUUGACGGAAAUAAAAAACAACUCUCACUUUGUGAAGUCGAGGUUUACGGAUAUCCAUCUAAUUUUUAUGAAAACGGAGUGAACUUUGCGUUACGACAACCGGCGAAACAGUCAACGAUAUAUCAAACCCAUGCCUCAGCACCCGAGGUUGUCGAUGGGAUACGGAACACGGCGUACACAUUUGGAUCCUGCACCCAUACCACUCAAUAUGGUGGAGACUGGUGGUCUGUUGAUUUAGGAGUACUUGUUGAUGUUAAUGCAAUAACAGUUACUAACAGAGGUGAUGCCGCCUCUUCGACUCUGGAAAACUUUGAUAUUCGUAUUGGAAGAAACUGGCAUCCUUCGAAGAACCCAAGUUGUACCAAGCAUCCAAACCUUGCAACGGGAGAAACACGGGCGAUUUUCUGUUCGCGUCCUAUGCGUGGAAGUUAUGUAGGAAUUGUACAAAAAAUAAAAAGCGCUUUGCUUUUUUGUGAAGUUUCUGUACACGGCCGAGAAGUUAGUGCAAUAACUGCAAAUGAACCGGUCUGUUUCGCGCCGAAACCACUCGGAAUGGAAGACCAUACUAUCCUGGCUUCCCAGUUAAAGGCUUCAUCCAGAUUUAAUCCCCUGACAGAUGCAAGUUACGCGAGAUUAAAUUCCAUCCCUAAUAAUGUCCAUGCUGGAACGUGGCAUGCCUCCAUGAGUGACGUCGUACAGCCCUGGAUCCAAGUAGCAUUUCUCUGGUUAGCUGCUGUCAUCGAAGUUCAGACUCAGGGAAGAAAUGGUUUUGCGCAAUGGGUGAAAAGUUUUCGAAUUUCCUCCAGCAAUGAUUUUGUUCGCUACGAGCCGUACUCGGUUCAUGGUUCAAACGGUGCAACAACUUUUCCUGGCAACUCAGAUAGCGACACUGUGGUUUCUCAUCGUUUACAACCGGUUCGUGUUGUUCGUAUUGUCCGCUUAGACGUUCUGUCUUUUGAAUGGGCUCCUACUUUGCGCGUGGAGUUUGUCGGCUGUUACUACAAGGAUACAGCGUUUCCUCUUCCUCAAGCACUUGGAAUACAGAGCAAGGCAAUUUCAGACUCUCUCAUUGACAGUUCCACAGAACUAGGCCCAGGCUACGGUCGAAAGCUAGCGCGUCUAAUGGGUCGUGUGGCAUGGAUACCGGCCAGCGGAGACACAGAUCCUUGGAUACAAAUCAAUUUUGUCUUAAUGGUGACAAUCGUGGAGAUUUUAACUCAAGGAAGAUCGAUUCAUAACCAGUGGGUGAAAAACUAUAAGGUUGCGUUUGCACAACAGCCGACCAUCAUUCGAUUUUAUCGAGAAAAUGGAGUGGAAAAGCUCUUUCGUGGAAAUACGGAUAGGGACACCGUUGUAGCAAAUGCCUUGUCUCCAGCAAUACGUGCCCAGUAUAUCCGUAUCUACCCCAAAGAAUAUAAUGAUCACCGGGCGAUGAGAUUGGAAUUUAUUGGUUAUUAUAAAGAUCAGGAGAUCGGACCUCUUGGCCUUGAAAAUAAACGAAUACAAGAUGAUCAGUUAAGUGCGUCAGCGUUGCACUACUCCUCACACAGCCCAAACAGGGGUCGUUUAUAUGACGAUAAAGGCUGGGUUGCUGGCUCUAAGUCAGGAGAAAUAUGGCUACAAGUUGACUUCUUACGUCUUGCAAAAGUAUCAGAAAUUUGGACGCAAGGGCGAGGAAAUUACGACCAAUGGAUUAAGACCUUUCGUGUACAAUACUCUAUGGACACCACACAAUUUACUACUUACAAGCCUUUUGGACGUGAUGAGGCAUUAACGGCCAAUACUGACCGUCAUUCCGCAGUUUGCCAGAAAAUUUUGCCUGCUAUCGAAGCUCGAGUUCUUCGCAUUCUUUCUGAUCAAAUUCAUAGCUACCCUGCUCUUAGGAUGGAGGUUGUUGGGUACUAUAUAACGUACGCAGCCUCGUGUUACGUCAGACCAUUAGGCAUGGAAAGCCGGGAGAUUUCAGAUACACAAAUCACGGCAUCUUCAUCGAUUAAUGGUCAUUUCCUGCCCGGCGGUGCUCGCUUGAAUUUCAUAAAUGCCGGUGCUCCAAGGAAAGGUUGGCGCACUCUUCCUGGUGAUCGCAAUGCUUGGCUUCAAGUUGCCUUUCAUCAGAUGGUUGAUAUCGUUGAGGUUCAAACCCAGCCACGUAGCAGCAUUGAAAUGUUCUACAAUUAUACGUUUUCCUACGGGAAUAAUGGUGUGAAUUUUACAACGUACACCCAAGAUGAUGUGAUUAAGGUGUUUCCAGGUAGUCGUGUUCCUGGGACCACUAUUCGUCAUUCCCUCUGGCCAUAUAUAACUGCUAGGUUCAUUCGUAUUAACGCCGUAUCAUCUACUGAUUCGUGUGGGAUAAAGGCGGAAUUUAUCGGUGCAUAUCAAGGUAUUCAUGGACCUGAACUUAUUGAUCCGGAAUAUGUUGAAUUUGAAAACACACUAUACGCCUCCUCUUCGAAGGAUUGGAAUCACCAGCCACAGCAUGGUAUUAUCUCUCGUCAUUUUGAAACAACAGCUUGGUCUCCGUUGAAAAAGGAAGAAGGACAGUAUAUUCAGAUUGAUUUGCUUCAAUUGACGACGAUAGCUGGUGUUGGUUUUCGUCUAGCCGGUGACCGGAUGGCCGAUCAUUAUACCAAACUCAUGUUGAUGUACGGAGACGUCGCAGAUUCAAUGAAGUUUUUUAGAGACAACGCUGGCAAUGUGAAGCUUUUUGAUACAAGAUACUGUUAUAGACGCUUGGAAAGACGUGUUCUUGCUCGCUUCGUGCGAUUUAGUAUCGAUAGCUGGGAAACACGUCCUGAUUUCAGAUUUCAACUUUACGAGACAACAGAAUACAGCGAAGCCGGUGCUGGAAUCGAAACUGGCAGUAUUAAAGAUCAUCAAAUGAAGUCAUCAAAUCACCCUAAUGAUCCCUUUGCGGCCCACGAAGGUCGCCUGAAUGCCCCCAGGGCCUGGUGCGGUAAUCCGUCGCGAAAGAAGCUUUAUUUACAAAUUGAUUUUAUCUGGAAUUUCGAAGUUCACGCUGUAUCGACUCAAGGCAAAACUGUCGGUGUAAUGAUGUACGUCACGAAGUACAAAUUAUCAAGUAGCUUAGAUGGCAUUUAUUGGAAUCCGUAUGAAGAAGAACAAAUUGUUAAGAUAUUCACUGGAAACACCGACUGUCGGUGCAUCCGAAAAAAUCCUGUUCAGCCAUUCCUUGCUCGAGCAGUAAGAUUUCUUCCCACGGCCUGGAAGGAUGCGCCGUGUUUGAGAGUGGAAGUUUUCGGCGUCUAUAAAGGAAUUCUUCGGGUUCAUGCACGGUCUGGUGUUCUGAAAGGACCAAAAGAAACAAUUGUAACACGGAAGUGUUCGAUCAAGUUAAACGGGAAGGAGGUUAGUCGACAGCUGCCAGGUUAUAACGUUGCUGUUGUAAACCCAACAACUGGCUCUCUCAACUCCUCGAGAUCGGCAGAAAAAGCUUCAGAAUUAAACAAUUUGUUGAUGGGGAUCCCUGAUGACUCUAUCGUAGUGGUCGCCACACAGAACGUUACCCAAAGGCCACCGAAUGAAACUCUACACCUUCUCGAAAGUGUUGGUGCAAUCGCAUUACGAUACUCCAUUGAAUCUGAUCACAUGAUGUUCUUACUCGUUGGUUAUAAAGGCAAGAGAAGGGUGAAGUGGAUUAAAGAGAAAUUAGGAACAGCUAAAGAUGAUAUCAUUAGGAUUGCUGUGCCAAUUAAACUCAAUGAAAAUGAGGUGAAGCCAGAAAUUGAUGAACAGUUUGUCAAUGCGAACAGCAACGAGACAACUGACUCCAUCUCGCUUUCCGGGAACAAGGCAUACAUCUUCCGUAAUGUAACUGGAAGGUGCGGGGAUAACAAUACAAAUUGUGAAAUGGGCUUUUCUUUGGCCAUGUGGAUGAAACAGGAACCAAUCGACUACAUGGAAAACGUAGAAUCACCUCCGACCUCAGAACGCAUCGACUUACAGUAUUACUCAAACGGUUACAACUACAUUGUGUUGCCUGAUAAGAAAACAUGGAAUGCGGCAAGAAGGUAUUGUCUUGGUAUUGGUGGGACACUUCCAGUGAAUCAUUAUCACGAGUCGCUGGAUUAUCUUCUGGCUCUCAGCAAUAGACUAGUUUUGGGCACGUUUUGGUUCGGUUUGACCAUUCACCCUUACGUGGCUAGCUAUCCCGAAUGGAUGGACGGAUCACCAGCUGUGACUACGAAAUGGAAACUAAACGAGCCAUCUGGGCUCCCUGAAGCAUGCGCGGUAGAAACAUUAACUGGUUUAAACGAUGUAGUCUGUGAGGAUACUGGCUACCCGAGAACCGUUAUUUGUCAACAGCCAAUCCAAGAUUUGCUCGGUAACGAUAUUAUUUUCCCCCUCGGCAUGGAGGCGAGGCUGAUACCAGAUGCCAGUGUUACAGUCUCAAGUGCAGUUGUUGGCGCACCAGGAGGUUUUGGUCGCCUUAACAAGAAUGGGAAUCCUUGGUGUGCGUUGGACACUGAUGAGAAUCCAUAUUUUCAAGUCGACCUUGGCAGGUUGACAAGAAUUUGCGCAGUAGCCACACAAGGACGAGGGAAAGAUACAUCGUAUUUACAAUACCCCGAGGUCUUCUGGCUGCAAAUGACAAACAAUAGUGUUAACUGGACCACCUUACAGCACCACGAUCAGAUAAAGUAUUUUCGUGCAAACUACGACAACUACGGUGUGGUAAUAAACCGAUUUCCCCAACCGGAAAUAGCUCAGAUGAUUCGCAUCAAUAUCCUGAAAUAUUUUGGCGCUAAACUUUGCAUGAGAAUUGAGCUUUUUGGUUGUAGCACAGGGCCCAGCGAGAAACAGAAUAUCGACCCCGUUCUGCCGCCUAAAAGCAUUCCGGAAGAUACGCCACGAAGCUGUCUUGAUGUUCUCAUGCGAGGUAAAACAUCGGACGGUGUCUACAUGAUAGAUCCUGACGGGAGAGGUGCUUUUCCAGCCUUUUGCGAUCAGUCGACAGAUGGUGGUGGUUGGACGGUAUUUCAAAACCGUUUUGAUGGCUCUGUUGACUUCAACAGGAUCUGGGAUGAAUACAAAUGGGGCUUCGGGGAUUCGUAUGGAGAACAUUGGCUUGGAUUGGAGUACAUCUCAAGGAUAACACAUGCCUACGCAGUUGAUUUACAGGUGAAUUUGAAAUCCGCUCAUGGGUACUACCUGGUGAAUAAUUUUCAUCGAUUUACCAUCAGCGAUGAAGCGAGUGGCUAUACAUUGAGUUAUAGCUCUCGCCAUGGAGCAAAGAGUGAUUCACUUGAUGUGCAAAAAAAUAGGAAGUUUGAAACGAAAUACAAUCACGGACACCACAAUAAGCCAGCACUUUAUGGAGGGGCCUGGUGGUAUGGAAAUGCUGGCACGCAUUCAAACCUCAAUGGAAAAUAUCAGACUAUCCCAUCAGUUUAUUUAUAUACAAAUAUGUUCUGGUAUAAAUGGGAAAAUUUUAUAAGCAUGGUAACCACGAGAAUGAUGUUGAGAGAAGGCAGUUCAAGUAUUGGAUCCGCUCUUGGACUGGAAUAUCACCAGGUCAUACAAGAUUAUCAAAUAAAGUCGUCGUUCGUCGACAAUACUAGGCCACCAACUGCAGGAAGGCUGAACCAUGCUAGUUUUUGGUCGGGGUCUGAUACGGCUGGGCAAUUUCUAUCCGUCAAUUUCAUUUCUCCUCGACGUAUAACCCACAUCUCGACCCAAGGUGGAAGUGAUUUAAAAUAUGUGGAUUUGUUUUCCGUAAAGUUUAGGAAUCUUGAUGGUUCGAUUGCUUCUUAUGAAGAAAAUGGAAAAGAAAAGAAAUUCGAAGGCAACAACGUUGCAUCAGUGGCAAAUGCAAGUGCAAUCGUAUCGAAUUGCUUCAAAGAACCAGUGGAAGCUACAGAGAUAUUUGUUUAUGCAUUAUCCUGUAAAGGAGGUGGCUGUUCUCUCAGAAUGGAGUUAUACGCUUGCGAAAACACUUGUUCUGCCCCAAUUGGAAUUCAAUCUAGUCUUCCCUUGGACAAACUUUCCUCUUCGGAAUCGACUUCACCUAUGGAUGAUUUGCGUCUGUUUACAUCAACCCCACCUUGGAAAGGUGUCCACUCAAGCGGCAGUAAAUAUGUUGAAGCAAAGUUUCCCGAGCUCUUUAAGGUUACCACAAUAGCAACACAAGGCGGUGAAUACGUUGAUGGCAGUGUUAAAGGGAGCUGUUAUGUGUUAAACUAUUAUCUUAUGUAUUUAAACGAGCAAAUGAAGUGGGUCACCUAUGGUGGACGGAAGCCGAAGAUUUUAAACGGGAACAGAAAUCGCCGCUCAAUUGUGAAAAAUAAGCUUGAAUCACCCUUUCUGGCCCAUGCUGUACGCGUCGUUAGAGUGAAGGCUUUUAAACGGACAUGUCUAAAAAUGGAGGUUUAUGGAUGCUAUCCAGAUAAUCCUUCCAUUGUUCUCCACACCGAGACGUUAGUUCCUGGUGAAGAUUCAAAAAUUACAGGCCGAUACCGUUAUUGCCCAGACUGCGAUAAGUGUCCUGGUUGUAUAAAAAGCAUAUGUCUUCGGGUCUUUGAUAAGAAGUAUCCUGUGGCUGAAUACUUUGCCCACGAUUGCAAUUAUCAAAACUUUGAUAUCCAGGUUAAAACCUCCGUGACACCUGGGCGGCACAGAGUUUACUUGAUCGAAAGUGAGUACGCAAAUUGUCAAACAAAUAAAGCUGCUAACGACGAACGACUUGUUGGAAGUAUAUAUGUGAGGAAAGAACCCUCGAACUGCCUCGAGUUACUGUUGGCCGGAAAAACGGACAGCGGAAAAUAUUUCAUCGACCCUGAUGGAAAGGGUUCAUUCGAGGUGUACUGUGACCAAUCGCUGUUUGGAGGUGGCUGGACUGUUUUUCAAACACGCGAAACAGACUCGCCAAUUUUUGAACCCAACACUUGGUUAAAGUACAAGUCUGGUUUCGGGGAGCUUGAUGGCGACUUUUGGCUUGGUAAUGAAAUGAUACACAGAUUGACCACUGAAAAACAAGAACUUUCACUAGAGUUGCAGGCGAAUACCCAGGAUGAUGUAGAUUUUGUGCUCUAUAAAUCUUUUCAAGUUUCCAAUGAGGAAGAUGGAUAUAGAUUGCACGUGGCGGAGUAUGAACCUGGUAGUCCUGCUGGGGACUGCUUGCUAUUGUAUGACGGAGUGAAGUUUUCAAGUAAAGACAAAAACCAUGAUACUCCCGGGUGUAAACGGGGCUUUGGUUGGUGGUUUAAAGGUUGCAGUUCCUGUAGACUGAAUGGGUUAACUGACCCAUCGCAAACAAAGCCUGAGCGAAUGAAAUACAUUUCAUGGAGUAAUAAGGCGUACCUUAAAAGGGCUAAAAUGAAAGUCCGCGCUAGAGAAACGGUUUUCUGCAAUGAACAUUACUGUUAUUACCUGCUAAAAACGUGGAAGAAUUGGUUUGAAGCAAGUCCGGAAUGCCGAAGAUUUAAUUCCGAUCUCGUAUCCAUCCGUGAUGCCACAGAAAAUGAAUGGAUAAGAAAGAAGAUCCUCACGAAACUAGCUGUGGAGAAGGUUCACAUUGGACUGAAAAAUACGUCGUGGCUCGAUGGUGGCUCUUUUGAGUUUCACAAUUUCUCAAGCAAUAUGCAAAGUGAAUUGUGUCCAGUUUUAAACAGCGACGGAAGCUGGCGAUAUCAUGACUGUGCCUUAAAAGCACGUAUUCUUUGCAAAAGAGGUAAAUGGUGUUACAGAAAUAGAUGUCAUCUCUAUACAGAUAAUUUCGUCGAUAUCGACAAAAACGUGAAAUAUUGCCAGGACAUUGGAUACAAGUUGUCAAAGAUUAGAAACGAGGAGGAGAUGGAGUAUCUCAAAAUGAUCAACUUUGCUUCCACUGACGGCUCUUCCUGGCGGGAAGUGUAUUUUAGUUUAAGUUUGGAUUCUCUUCGUCAACCCUACUGGCGCGACGGGAAGAAAGUGCGCUCGACAUUUUGGAGGGGGAAUGAGCCCGACGAAGUUAGCAAAAAAUGUGGAAAACUUUGGAGUGAUGGUUGGGCAGACGCAGUCUGUAAUUGGGGAGGGAAUGCGAUUUGUGAAAAAGUUUACAAAGAGCAUCCAUUGGAUUGUUUGGACCUGUUACUGUCUGGCGGAACAACCAGUGGUAUCUACACUGUCGAUCCUGACGGCAUGGAACCCAUCAAGGUGUUCUGUGACCAGGAAACAUUCGGAGGGGGGUGGACAGUUCUUUUGAGACGGAUCGACAACUCUCUUAACUUUACGGAUAAAGGAUGGGAAGAUUACAAAAAUGGUUUUGGUGCACUGGGAAACAACUUUUGGCUUGGAAAUGAUAAUAACCACAGACUUACUAAGCUUAAGCAAGAAGUCCUGUUCGAUCUGGAAUCCGAUAACGGGGACAAUGGUUUUGCUUUGUACAAAACGUUCCAAGUUGCCGAUGAAGAGAACCUGUACAAUUUAACAAUCAAAGAAUACCAAACAUCAUAUAUUGGCGAUGCAAUGGCGGACAAUAAUCUAAUGGCAUUCUCGACUAAGGAUAGAGAUAAUGAUAAGAGUUCUGACGAUAACUGUGCUUUAGAAAGACUCAGUGGUUGGUGGUUUAAUUCUUGUACGCAAGCACUUCUCACAGGUCAAUAUUUGUUUAGUGAAGCUAGUAAGAUGAUCUCUUGGAAAACAUGGGCCUCAAACCAUGGAAUUAAGACAGCGGAUAUGAAAAUUCGUAGCUCAUCUGCGGUCACCUGCAAUGACAAAUUCUGCUACUACUUGACGUACACAAAGAAAACGUGGCGCGAGGCUCUUCGGGAAUGUCGAAAUUUCAACGCAGAAUUACUUUCCAUUCAUUCCGAAGAGGAAAAUGUUUUGAUUUCAGGCUUUAUUCAACCCCAAGCUAUCGACUCUGUGCAUUUAGGACUGAUCGCAUCUGAUUACUGGAGCGAUGGCAGUCCCGCGAAAUUUAGCAAACUUUCUGCUUCGCUUCCUACCGGAUCAUGCGGCUCGUUGGAGCCAAAUGUUAACAACUGGCAAGUGGAUGAUUGUAAUGAACCCAAGCGUGUUGUUUGCAAGAGAGGAAAGCAUUGUUUUAAAGGAGAUUGUUAUUUCUCUGCUCCUGUAUCGACUCCUGCACCGGUUUGGUCAUUGUGUGAAACGUAUGGUUGGAAGCCAGUUAAAGUCUCCAGUCGAGAUGAGAAGGAAUAUUUGUUGAAACUCGUUAGAGAAUAUACGGCUGAUAAUUCAUUUCCUUGGCCAGUCAAUGGUCUAGUUUAUAGCUCCUCAGAUCAGGACAGGGUGUGGCCUGAUGGCACCAUGUUAAGAUAUAAUGAUUGGUGCUGUGGCGAACCUAACGGUGGGGGAGGGGGUGAAAUUUAUUCCUGUUUUAGUACCGCAGGAUUUUAUGACGUUCCGACUGCUCACCAGUGUGUACCAUUCUGUGAGAAAGCUCCUACCAUCAAAUUCUGUAACGAAGUCAAACAGAAAUACGACCGCUCUGAUAGCGGUGUAUAUGCUUACGAGGGCAAAGACUCGAAGACCUUCGGAGUUCACUGCGAACUUGGGUCAAACGAUGGUCCCUGGCUUGUAUUUCAACGUAGAGUUGAGAAGGAACCCCCCACUGAUUUUGCAACCCAAUCGUGGACUUCAUUUAAGAAUGGUUUUGGCACCAAGGAAAGUAAUUUCUGGCUAGGAAACCAGUAUAUUCACGAGAUCACAUGGAACAAUCCACACAGACUCAAAAUUGUCAUAUAUUCAUCGGAUUUUAAUGUUUACGAAGCUAUUUAUGAGGACUUCUACCUCGGAGCUGAAGAUUCAGGAUAUGUCAUAAACUUUGGCGCUUAUUCAGGCAAUGCAGGUGAUGCGCUCUCGAGGCAUCGUGGGAUGCAGUUCUCAGCUACUGGAGAUGAUCGCAGUGCCUCAGGUUGCACAACAUCACAUCCUGGUGGUUGGUGGUUUGAGAACUGUCUGGAUUCCAAUCUUAACGGAAUAUUCACAGAACCAAGCAAUGCCGAGGGCAAAAUAUUCUGGAGAACUAUCAGGGCUAAUAUUCUUAAGACAGAAAUGAAAAUACAACCAUACGAUACAAAAAGUUCUCGGGUAGCACAAACAGUUCAAGGACAAACCACUUCGCUAAGCCUGACUUCAAAGCAGGACUGGAUGGAGGUUAACCUACAAACACCAUCGCAACAAUGGAUCGCCCAUGUUCUUCAUCCGGGGCCUUUCCCGACGCACGUGUCCAUCACAUGGGAGGAGAGUGCGUGUCUAAGAUAUUACGAAAACGGGAUAAUGCUUGCCGAAGUCCCUGCAAUGCUCCACGAACGGCCUGGAUACCAAUACACGUCUCUUUCUGUGUUCGUUGAUCUGCCGUAUUUAUGGUUACAACGAAUGAAAUUGUGGAAUGAAAAGAUAUCGUCAUCGGAUGCUUAUAGUGAAUACGGCAUGACGGAAAUCACAUUCGACAAUGAGGAAGGAUUGGAAUGGAUACACAAUAGAACCUCAAACUACGUCUGGGAGAUUCGACAAACGUGCACACCAAGUAACAAAACCGGAGCUUGUGGUGACCAUACCUACCACAGAAAUACAGGUUCUUUUUUCAACACCGAAGCAUCAUGGCCAGCAUAUCCUGAGGACGUAGCAGUCAUUGAAAGUCCCACCUUUUCAUAUCAUUACAAAUGCCUUUUAUUUUGGUAUCAUUUAUACGGUCGAAGGAUGGGGACAUUGAGUGUUUAUGCGAAAACGAACAGCCACAAACGCAUGCUUCUUGUUGAGAUUAAGGGGGAUAUCGGAAACGAAUGGAGAUCGAUGCAGGUUGAUCUUGAAAUAACCGAAGUGUUUAAGAUAAUAUUUGAAGCAACACGAGGUGAAGGGUAUCAAAGUGAUGCUGCUAUUGAUGAUAUUUCUCUGACGAUAGAAAUCUGCAAAAAAGAAUGUGAUCCUCCAUGUGAUCCUGGAAAGAAAUGCAAUUAUUCUUCUCUGCAAUGUGUAUAUGACGGAAUUUAUGAUCACCUUUGGUCUAUGGACAGCUCGAUAAAACUUUUCGAUGAUAAGAGAGCCUUUCAAUCGUCUGUUUCCAACCUAAUUCAGAUACCUGGGGUGGUACAUAAUGCCGUUGAAUACGGCUCAGGCGGACUCGCUGUUUUUAGCGAUAAAUGCUUUAUGGGUAUUUGUUUUCCAAAGUACACUCUAUCCUUUUGGUUUAAGUACGAUUCCUGGUCAAACAACGGCGAUAACAUUCUUCUUUCCUUUGGUGAAUAUUUUAAAUGUUUUCAUCGAGCUGGUGUUCCCGAGGAUCACUUGAUUGUGUCGACGUUUGUUGGUUUGACAAGAUGCGAAUUUGAAAUAUUUGCCCCGGCAAAAAUAUGGAAUCAUCUUAUUUUUGUUGUCGGUGACGAUGGAAACUUUACAAUUUAUCGUAACGGACAGGAGGUGACAAAUUUCACUACCGCUUGCACUGAAAACCAGUACGGUCCCACUUCGUUAUUAGGUGCUACUAAUGUGAUGCUUGGAACGGGCGCAAUAUUUGCGAGAAAUUUUGCCAUCGAUGACUUGAGAUUAUUGUUUGAUGCGCUUUCUGUGGAGGACACACUAGAGAAUUACAAGAUAAUCACAGGACACAAUCAAAGCAUUUGGUUCCAAGUCAACUUGACGACGAUUCCUUGGUCGGAGGAGUUAAGUGAUGAUGAAAGAGAUUUGUUCAAAACUACUGCUCAACAUAUCAGCGACAAGGUUAUGGCAACAUUACGAGAAAGAUCUGACAUAAAGAGUGUUCAUGUGCAAAAAUUUAGUCAUAAAAGCACUCUCGCUGAAGUGGAAGUUCUCUACGACAAAGUGUCGUACUAUGAUAUACUCUCGUUAGAGGAAGCUAUUCUUGUUAACAAAACAUGCGAUGGCUUAGAAAUGUAUGGCAUUGAAGUGAACUCGACAUCUGUGCCCAAUGUCCCUCCACAAAAUUUCACGGCCGUCGCCAUAAAUACCACAGCUAUAUCAGUUAGUUGGGCACCGGUGCCUUCUUCAAACCUCAACGGAGUUUUCCAAGGGUACAAGGUGUUGUACAGAAAAACUAAUGAGAACAACGGUUAUUCAGAAUAUCUGUCUACAACCAUAUAUGCAGAAAAUAAUAAAGAACUAUUACAGGGCCUUGAUAUAUUCACGAAUUAUACUUUAAGAGUUCUUGCCUUUACACUCAGUGGGGACGGAUUUCCAACUGAUCCUCUGAUUGCGAGAACAUUUGAUGCGGAAGUUACUGAGAGUCCUAAUAUGACGGUCACAAACAUCAGCUCAACAGCUCUGUAUGUAAACUGGACUAUGCUACCAAAUUCGACAGUGGACUACAGGCAAAUGCUUGGCUAUAAAAUGUUUUAUUGGAAAGAUGCAGAGGAACCCGAAGUGUUCAAUGUGACAUUCCCUCCGAAUACCAGACAAAUGUUGUUUGAAAACUUGGAGAAAUGGACAACGUACUGCUUCACAAUUGCUGGUUUUAAUACCGCUGGGGCAGGACCAAACGAUACGCAGUGUGAACGCACGUUUGAAGAUGCACCAGAACAGGCACCUCUGAACGUGUCAGCAGCACAAGUGACAACAUCAUCAAUACAAAUCAAGUGGUUUCCACCACCAAAGUCGGCGGUGCCUGGGAUCCUACGUUAUUACAACAUCAGCUAUCGUGUUCUUAAUAUCAGCGACAGUGAAGUGGUUGAACUGAGUGUGCCUGUCUCCACCACGACGCAUUUGAUCGAGGGUCUUACUGGUCUUCUGUUGUGUGAAAUCAACGUAACAGCUUAUACUGUCGAUGUUGGACCAGUUCAGACGAUCAGAGUAAUCACGAAUGAAGGAGUUCCAUUGGCGGCACCAAACAUAACUCUGGUGAACACCAGCUCAACGUCCAUCGCAAUGAAUUGGACAGCGCUUCCUUGGGCAUUUCACAACGGCAUUUUACUGGGUUACCGCAUUUGGUUAUUGAAGGAGGAAACAGGCGGCACUUUUUCUCAAACUGAACAAACAUUCUCCACUAAUGAAUUUCACAAACACCUGGUGAACAUGUCCAAAUGGACAAAUUAUUGUGUACGAAUCGCUGGGUACACUGCCGUUGGUGAUGGUUCUCAAUCAGCGACACCCGAAUGUGCUCGAACGUUUGAGGAUGCUCCUGAGGAACCACCAAAUAACUUGGUCGCGCAGGAUGUAAGCGUAACCACUAUCCAGGUGACGUGGAAUCCUCCACCAGCUGUCUCAGUUCCGGGUAUAAUCCGAUUCUAUAACGUCACGUACCGAAAUCUAAACUACACCAGGGAGAAUCUGACGGCUCAUCAAAUUGGCGCGAAUGACCGCCCGUUUAUGCUGGCCAACCUACAUGGAUUGACUCUUUAUGAGAUUAAUGUCACGGCUAUCACCAUUCUCCCUGGUCCGUGGAGAACCCUGCAUGUCUUGACUCAGGAAGGAGUUCCCGUGAUCCCUCCGGUUAAUAUAAUGUGGCGAAAUUUAAGUUCGACGUCUCUCAAUGUAUCAUGGAAUCCACCGCCUCCACAUCUGUGCAACGGCAUUAUCACUGGAUAUAACGUGUCCGUUUGGAAACGCUCUGAACCGCAAGACGUCACGAAUCAUACUUUGUCUGCCAGCGAGCAAGUCAAGCUCUUCGAGGGUCUCGAAAAAUGGACCUUUUAUUGUGGCCAAAUUGUCGCGUUUACGAGGAUUGGCGAAGGUCCACGAUCGCCAGUUGAAUGUAUUCGGACUUUUGAAGAUGAGCCUGAAGUCUCCCCUCGCAGCAUGAAUGGAACGAACGCAACCUGGACAUCAGUUUAUCUUACGUGGGAUCCAAUCGAUCCAACGUUCAUUCCUGGUGUAUUGAGAUCGUACCGAGUGACAUAUGAAGUACUGGAUCCAGAGUAUGAGCAAUUUAACCACAGCUACGAUGGCUCAAUAUUGGUCGACGCUCAGGCGAACUCUGUCAACCUCACAGGUUUGAUAGGGUUGACCAAGUAUAAAGUGACAGUGAAUGGUCGUACUGUUAAAGAUGGACCUAUCGUUCAGGUUAAUUUAAAAACAGUGGAAGGAGUACCAACAUCACCUCCGGAGGAAGUCGCCCCCACAGAUGUGACACCAACAACAGUAUCUUUAACCUGGAAAGAUAUCUUUCUCCCGGAGAGACACGGCCUUAUCAAAGGAUACGAAUUGACGUACAGGAAACUAGAGGAACGAAGCAAACGAGAAGCUGAUAAGACACUCACUUUCGGUGCAGAUGUCCACACGGCGUUUCUGAUCAAACUUGUUCCGUACACUAACUAUAGUUUUACCGUGGCUGGAUAUACUGCCGAAGGAGUAGGCGCGAAGAAGCAUUUUGUUAUCGAAACAAAGGAAGGAGUUCCAAAUGUUUCACCGAAGAAUUCAUACGGUGUAAAUUUUACUGGACCCACAACAAUCUUUGUCGGAUGGGGUUCUCUCACAAAAGCAGAACUCGAAGGACGCUUGGUGGGCUACGAGGUCAGGUACAGGAAAUUCUCGGUUGCAGAUGAAAUUUUACAAGACCCCGCACCAGAGAUGGUCAAAGUUGUUUAUUCAGACAUCAAUGGGAUAAAACUGACGGGGCUGGAGACAUACACAACCUAUCAAGUCCAAGUCGCAGCUAUGAGCGGUGGUGGUCGUGGUGUCUGGUCUGAUAUUUUGUAUGUUGCAACAUGUCGCUGUCACAAGAUUUUGACCACAAAUUACUGGAACUUCAACCCGUACACGAACGUCUCGGUUCGGAAUUCUUAUUUCGGUUUCAUUCCAUACCUGCUGGACAUGGUCACUUUCUCCUGCUGUCAAAACUGUCUUGAACAUGGCACUUCCGAAGUCGACUACUUUCACGAUGGCCAAGGCAAAGCCCCGGCGAGAGACUCUGAUAUAUCAGUAAAGACGAACAUCACUUUGAGCACAGACUUUAGUUUUCCAGUUUACGGCUUUAAAGGACAGACAACGUACAUGAAGUAUUACGGUUAUGCUUCUAUCAUUGAGACCGUGGGAUCAGUCUUCUUCACUCUUAAACCAGAUUACAGCUUGACUCAAGGCGGGGUGUUGUUUGAUGCUGUCCUAACCAUCGUGCCAUUCCUGGCUAUCUCAGUAAUAUUUGCGUACAUCGCUGGCGUGAUACUAUGGGCGUUGGAAUGCCAUCAUAACGAGAACGAAUAUCCGCCAAGGUUUUUUGCGGGGGCAUCGAAUGGUUUUUGGUGGGCUUACAUCACAAUGACUACAGUUGGAUACGGGGAUAAAACGGCCCGGACCAAAGCUGGUCGCGUUUUUGCAGUUGUUUGGGUUCUGACUGGUCUUUGCAUCUGUUCCCUGUUGAUUGGAACGAUAUCAUCAGCUUUUACGACAUCCACAACACCACCUGAAUCCAAAGACAUCAGGAUUUAUGGCUCGACGAUUGCAGUGUUACAAGACUCGCCGGAUCACAAACUUGGAGUACGAAGAAAUGCCAAAGUAAAUACAGGUAACAAAAAGUACACUUCAGUGGAAGAGCUUCGAGAUGUCCUGCUCAGUGGAACUGUGGAUGGAAUCUUGGUUGAUGCGUACGUCGCAGACGCUCGAAAAGAUCUUUUUUCCAGGUCGGAGUUCUUGGUCAAAAAAGUGAUUGAUGUUUCCUCAAGUUAUGGUGUUGUUAUGGGAACGGAUGCUAAGAAGCUAAGGAAAUGUUUUAGCAAAUUUUGGAAAGAUAAUUCGGCAGUCCGAAGCGAUUUUAUUGCAAAUAACUCAAGUCCUGUCCAGGUGACAGACGUUUCAGCCGAAGAUAUAACCAGUCAAACGUACAAUCCUCAAACAGCUUUAUAUCAAAUCACACUUUACACAUGCGGCGUCGCGCUGAUUGUUUUAUCUCUCUGCGGGUGUGUUUAUGAGAUUAUUAGAAGAAAGCGAAUCUCAGUGAAAGUUCAUUGCGAGAAAGAGUCUGCAGGAGUAUGCAAUGAUUUGCUAAGUCAGACGACUGUGUUUGCCGACGAGAUACAGAAGAAUAUCGCUGAUCUCCAGAGAAAACAGAAGAAAGAAAUAUUAGCAUUUAUCAAAUCACAAAGAAGCCAAGAGCAAAAAGGUCGACGCAUCCACUGCAGAAACAUGGCCAUGGUUAGCAUAUAUUCCGUCGCUAAACUGUACCGGCGCAAUAGUACACAGCAGAUGGUUGCUUACCUCGUCCAAUUGCUUCAGUAAUGAAACAAUUCCUCAGGAAUUACUUAUUCAAGUUCGAGAAAUUGAUUCUACGGGAAGAGUUAAAGGUGUCAGAUUGGUUUAUGUCAUCGACUACACGCGGGACCGUGGUUCAAGAAAUGGUUUCACAAUGUUAUACCUAGCACAGACUUCGCCUUCCCUGACGAAAAACGUGGUAUCGAUGCGCGCAGUUAAUUCUAAUCAGAAGAAUGAAACCAGCAUCGUUUUGAGCUGGGACAUGGAUCGCGCAAACGACGCAAGAAAUGUUAAUGUAUUUGCCUUGUCUGUUGACGUUAGCCCCUGCGUCGAU